UAAAUGAUGCUUGCGUCAGUCAAAUGGAGCUCUGUGCGGAUCUAUUUGCUCUUCGUGCUGCUGGAGUGGUACUGGGAAGCCGUGCGUGGCCAGCUCACUUACUCUGUGGCGGAGGAGGUGAACGUGGGGACCUUUGUUGGAAAUAUUGCCAAAGAUUUAAGUCUCAAUGUACAAGAUUUGGAGUCUCGCAUGUUUCAAAUUGUUGCGGGAGCUAAGAGGAAAUAUUUUGAUGUGAAUCUUAAGACUGGUGUCCUCUAUGUUAAUGAGAUGAUAGAUAGAGAAGAACUAUGCGGGGAUGAAGUCCGAUGUUCACUCAGUGUAGAAGCUGUUAUUAAUAAUCCAUUAAAAUUAUAUCGUUUUGAUAUUAUUGUAUUGGAUGUAAAUGACAACUAUCCAACAUUUUUAAGCAAAUCACAGGAGUUAAAUAUUACAGAAAAUACAGAAUUGAGUACAAAGUUUCCUCUGCUUGUAGCUCAUGACGCAGAUGUUGGCAAGAAUACAGUAAAUUCAUACAAGCUCAGUAAAAAUCAACACUUUUCUCUUGAAACACACAAAGGUGAAAGUGUGACACCAGAAUUAGUGCUUCAGAGCCUUUUAGACCGAGAAAAGCAGGCUGUGAUCACACUCAUAUUGACUGCUAUUGAUGGAGGAACACCAGCCAAAUCAGGCACCAUGACUAUUGUUGUAAAUAUACUAGAUAUUAACGACAAUGCUCCAGUUUUCAGCCAAAAUCUGUACAAAUGUAGUGUAUAUGAGAAUAUUGAGAUUGGCACAUCAAUAAUAACCUUAAAUGCUACUGAUUUAGAUGCAGGAGAACAUGGACUAGUGUUCUACUCCUUCACUGAUAUGAGUAGAGGAAAGCAGAACGCUUUGUUUUCUAUAGACAAAAAUAGUGGGACUGUUACAAAUGUAAAGAAAUUAGAUUUUGAAGAGAGGAGCAAUUUUGAGGUUAGAGUACAAGCCAGUGAUGGGGCAAGGACUUCACAUACAAAAUUACUAAUAGAAGUAUUAGAUGUCAAUGACAAUGCCCCUGAAAUUUCAGUUACAUCUUUAUUGAGCACAGUGAAAGAAGAUGCAACAAUUGGCACCGCUGUUGCUCUUGUUUCCAUCUUGGAUAAAGAUGGAGGCAAAAAUGGUUUAGUGCACUGUAAAACUAAUGGUGAUGUACCUUUCAAGCUUGAGUUAAAUUAUAAGAAUUAUUAUUCUUUGGUUGUCGAUGGUCCUCUUGACAGAGAGAGUGUGUCGACGUACAAUAUCACUAUAAUUGCAAGUGAUGAAGGCAUUCCUUCUCUGUCUGGCACUAGUGUCAUUAAUGUUCACAUUUCAGAUGUUAAUGACAACAAACCUCACUUCUCAGAGCCACUCAUCAAUGUUUAUAUCAAAGAAAACAGUCCACUAGAAGCAGUAAUUUAUAAAGUGACUGCAGUUGAUGAUGACGUUGAUCAAAACGGGCAUGUGACGUACUCAUUAGUGCAAAGUAGAAGUGAUUCAAUGGCAGUAACUAAAAUGAUAAACAUCAACUCAGAAAGUGGAGAAAUAAUCAGUUUGCAGUCUUUUGACUUUGAGAAGUUAAAGACAUUUCAAUUUAAAGUUCUGGCCACAGACGCUGGUGUUCCUCCACUGAGCAGCAAUGCUACUGUAAAUGUUUUUAUUCUGGAUGAGAAUGAUAAUAGUCCCACCAUAUUGGCUCCCUAUUCUGAGCUCGGCUCCCUGAACAGUGAGAGCAUCCCCUAUUCCGCUGAGGUGGGACACUUUGUAGCAAAGAUCAGGGCAGUAGAUGCAGACUCUGGAUACAAUGCACUGCUCUCAUAUCACUUGUCUGAGCCCAAAGGCAACAACAACCUCUUUCGGGUUGGAACAAGCACCGGGGAGAUUCGGACCAAGAGGAGAAUGAGUGACAAUGACCUGAAAACUCAUCCCUUAGUGGUGUUGGUGUGUGAUAACGGGGAAGCCUCCCUGUCAGCUACAGUGUCUCUUGAUGUGGUGGUGCUUGAAAGCACAGUUGACAUUCAUACUCAGUUCAAACAAGUUCCCAUUAAGGUAGAGAGCUACUCUGAUUUACACUUGUAUCUGCUCAUCGCCAUUGCGGCCGUGUCGCUCAUCUUCCUGCUCAGCCUUGUCUCUUUAAUAGUCUUCAAAUGUCACGGACAGUCAGACGAUAGAUUGGACAGGUACAGUGCCCCAAUGAUCACCACCCACCCUGACGGGAGCUGGUCUUACUCCAAAGCUACACAGCAGUACGACGUGUGUUUCAGCUCAGACACACUGAAGAGUGACAUGGUGGUUUUCCCCACACCUUUUCCACCUGUGGAAGCAGAACUAAUUAGUAUUAAUGGAGGGGACACCUUUACCAGAACUCAGACUUUACCAAAUACUGAGAAGAUGACGCUGGAGACCGUGCUAUAA
Molecule: messenger RNA, 2406 nt
Organism: Nerophis lumbriciformis (worm pipefish)
Lineage: Eukaryota; Metazoa; Chordata; Actinopteri; Syngnathiformes; Syngnathidae
Source: RefSeq, a predicted model, not a curated record